AUGUCAAACAAUACUAUCAAUCAAGUUAAUUAUGCUUACAGCAAUGAACAACAAAAUAUUUAUCCAAAUGGAUAUUCUAUUUUAAGUACAUAUAAAAAGACAGUAAACGCCUUGUUAGAGAAUUUAAAACAUUUUACACCACAUGUUGAAUCUUCUAAAGAAGUUUACUGUACUGAUGGUUAUAAAGGAGGUUGGUGUACUGGUACUUAUCAAACUAAUACCAUUAAUAGUCAAAUCAAUGACAUUAAUAGUCAAAUCGAUUAUAUUAAUAAUGUUAUUAAUUAUUUCUUUCAGUGUGGUAAUUCUAUUCCAAAUUUAGAUAGAAAUAAUUAUUAUGAAGUGUAUAUAUUCAUUAGUAAUAUCUUCAAACCAUUGGUAAUUUCAGAAUUUUUGAACUUAUAUAAUGAAUUUCUGUUCAAACUAAAUUAUAGUGAUAAAUUCAAACAAGAAAUUGAUGAGUUAAGAAAAAAACUUUUGUAUCUUUUCUAUAAAAUUAUAAAACCCACUGCAACUGAAAAUUAUGUCACUGUGAGUCAAUACGUUGAAAGUCUAAUUAAAGGUAGAGGAUAUUCUACUUCAACAUGGGAUCAAUGUUUCUAUGCUUUGUAUUUGACGGUUAAAGACAUUAAUUGUUAUACACAACCGAGUAAAGACUCUCUUAGUAGUUACGAUACAGUUUAUAACCCUUCAAGUAUUACAGUUUGUCUUACCAAGAUUCAACCCUUUUAUGAAAAAUAUAAAAUAUUAGAAUCUGAAAAAGAGAGUCUUUCAGAUGACUUGAAAUUACAAAAACAAGAAAAUGGCAUACUGUCAAAGAAAAAUAUUAAAUUACAUGAUAAAGUAAACAAUUUAAAUGAACAAUUAGGUGAAAGAGAUCAUACAAUAAGUAAAUUACAUGAUGAUGUAGAAAAAUUACAAAAACAAUUAGGUGAAAGAGAUAAUACAAUAAGUGAAUUACAAAUACAGAUAAACGACUUAACAAGCAAAGUUCAAAAAACUGAGAGGCGUGUAGAAGUUUUAAAUAACAAUAAUGAGAAGGUAUGCAAACAACUAAAACAGCAAGUUGAAGAACAACUUAACCAAAUACGUGCUAAUAUGAAUGAGGAAAAAAUGAGACAAGAAUCAACAUACCAACAGAAGUUGAGUCUUCAAACAGAAAACUUCAACCAAGAAAUAAAAAAAUUAACUGAAGAAGAGAUAGAUUUAAAAAAUAAAAAUUUGUCUCUUAAAAAUGAGGUAGAUGAUCUAAAAACUUUACUUUUUGUUAAGUUAUGUGGUAAAGCAGAAAAGGUUAUUCAGCCAGAAGUUAAAGGACGAGGAAUUGAAUAUAGGAUUGAAUUAAAGCCAAAGAAAGAAAUAUUUACAGUUCCAGUUUCUCAAUCAGAGAAAAGAAAUGGUGCAUUUAAAAUUAAAUUACCACGACUCAUAAUUAAUACAAAUGAUGAGAAUUUAAAAUAUGAAGAUUUCCAAAUUAAUUUGAACGAUGAAAAAAAAUUCCUUUUUCAAGAAAAAGGUUCAUUUAUUCUUGAUCAAUCACUGAACCUACAAAUAGAUAUUGUAAAUGCUAAGGAGAAAGAAGAACCAACCUCCAAACAAAAAAGACAAGAAAGAGACAUUAAAAAUAAUGUUGCUGGUGAAGAACAACAACAAAAAAUAAAUAAAGAAGUAGCUAAAGUCUUUGUCCCUAUUGAAAAUUAUCUUUCAGAGGGUUUAUAUCUAUUUAAUUAUAAUGGCAGAGAAAUUCCAUUACGUGUAAGUCUUAAUACUCAAGAAGGUGAAAUUUUUCAAUUAAACACUCAAAAUGGACCAAUAAAGGUUCAAGUGCAUUCUGAUCCUAACGCAACCUAUUGCAGGGAUGGUUUUGAUUUAAUUCAAACGCUCUAUUUCUCAAAAGAGUAUGAAGGUCAUUCAACUUACAUUCCAAUAGACAUUUAUGAUGGUACUACUGUUGGACCAUAUAAUUUUAAAAUUGAAGAUGGGUAUUAUGUGGUUUGUGAACAAAAAGGAUUCUAUAAUCCUCAUGGAAUUAGGGGGUCAUUAAAGCUUGUUGUAAGGAUUUAUGACCAACACUAA
Messenger RNA from Entamoeba histolytica HM-1:IMSS, 2073 nucleotides. RefSeq lists its product as uncharacterized. The coding region runs from base 1 to 2073 and encodes 690 amino acids. The transcript has a single exon. NCBI's taxonomy places the organism in Eukaryota, Evosea, Mastigamoebida, Endamoebidae. The record is from RefSeq and is a predicted model, not a curated record.